UGGAGGAACAGAACCAGGGAAAACACACACACACACACAGAGCUUAGAGGGAGGCUCACUCGUGUCAGAGCUGAACUGCAGUGAGGAAGAGGAGGAGGAGGGGCGGAGAGAAACGUUCCUGGGAAUUAAUAACAGAGAGGCAGGAGGAGGGGCAGGUGCACACAGGUGAAUUGCUGGACCAUGAAGGCAGCAUUCAGAUUGCUUCUCCUCCUCAUCCUUGUGUUGAUCUCUGAAGUGAACGGGCAGAGGCAGAAGCCUGCGCGGAAGCCCGCGCGGAAGCCCGCCCGCCCGACUCCCGAGCCAGUCGAGCCAACAGAGCUGCCUCCGCCCCUGCCGCCGGGCCCCCCCUCCGUCUUCCCGGAUUGCCCCAGAGAAUGCUUUUGUCCUCCAGACUUCCCCUCGGCCCUCUACUGUGACAGCCGCAACCUGAGGAAGGUGCCCCUCAUCCCUCCCAGGAUCCACUACCUCUAUCUCCAGAACAACUUCAUUGACAGCCUCCCGGAGGAGUCCUUCAAGAAUGCCACGGAGCUGAGGUGGGUCAACCUGGACAACAACCGCAUCAAGAAGUUGGACCGGCGGGUGAUGGAGCAGAUGGACAGCCUCGUCUUUCUGUACCUGGAGAAGAACCAGCUGAAGGAGGUGCCAUCCUUCCUGCCGGUCAACCUGGAGCAGCUGCGUCUGAGCAGGAAUCAGAUCUCCAAGAUCCCCUCUGGGGUUUUCAACAAGCUGGAGCACCUGGUCCUCCUGGACCUGCACCACAACAAGCUGAGUGAUGGAGUCUUCAACAAAAACACCUUCAGGGGGCUCAAGAACCUCAUGCAGCUAAACCUAGCUCACAACAUCCUGCGGAAGUUGCCUCCUGGGCUGCCCAGUGCUGUCCACCAGCUCUUCCUAGACAGGAACAACAUUGAGGACAUCCCCGAUGACUACUUCAAAGAAUUCCCCAAUCUGGCCUUCCUCAGGCUCAACUACAAUCAGAUUUCUGACAAAGGGCUGCCCAAGAACUCCUUCAACCUCAGCAACCUGCUGGUGCUGCAACUGGCGCAUAAUAAGCUCACCACCAUGCCCUUCAUCAACCCCAGACUGGAGCACCUCUACCUAAACGACAAUUCCAUUGAAAAAAUCAACGGGACCCAGAUUUGCCCCACCGCCCUGGUCACCUUCCAAGACUUCUCCUCAGAUCUAGAAAACGUGCCCCGGCUCCGCUACCUGCGCCUGGACGGCAACCAAUUGAAACCUCCCAUCCCCUUGGACCUCAUGAUGUGCUUCCGGCUCCUACAGUCAGUCGUGUUUUAACUCUCCCAGCAGUGCCACUCUCCCGGGACUUCGGCUUUGCGCAGACAAUUGACUCCAGUCUAUGUCAGACACUUGGAAAAUAUCUUGUUCCCCCAUUCAACCCACCCCACUCACCCCUCAACGCUCUGUCUCCUCUUCCUCCCCCCUCUCUUUCCUCCUUCCUCAGCUGCAAGGAGCCCCGCCGCCGUUAGGUGCAGCACAGUACCGCCCUGUGGAUGCUGCAUGUAUCUUAUAGGAGUGCACUUCCUGUCGGAUACCUGUAGUGCCCACACAAUGGCACUAUGCCACAAUAAGCAUCCAAGGCCUUCGUGUAAAUGGGGCCCUUUCACGCCUACCCUUUAGGUCAAAGUCAGAGAAGAGGUGCCUGCUCAAAUGCCACCCACUUAUACCCAGCAUGCAACUGCCUUUCCUUCCCAGGUCUGUAUCUCUUCCAGUCAUAGGAACCAUCUCCAGGUGGACCUGAUCUUUGUAGGUCUAUCAGCAUCUCCUCCCAACUCCAGCAGACGGUGGUACGUGAGCUUUGUUUUGGGAGCACCCAGUGAUGGAGGGGCUGUCUGGCAGAUGGGAGGGGCAGGGGGCCUGGAACUGGACAAUGAUCCGAGGCAAUUAUAGCUGCUUUAUGAGACAAGGCGAUUUCAUCCCCAAAGCUGCAAUAUCUGGCAAAAUAACCCAAGUUGUCUUGGGCACCGAGAUCCAGUUCAGGUGCUUCUCUUCCAAGGGCACAGAAUUCAUUCGAGGUGGGCGUUGGGAAUCCAGGUCAGGUUCUACUUUUUUCCAAGUCCUCUCCUUGGCCAAAAUUGGUGCAGCUCACACUUCACUGUGGACGAUCCUAGGGAAACCCAAUGGGUUUGCUCAGCCAUUGUGUCUUCGGGCCACAUUGGCGCUGGACUCACCCACCAACUUCAUGCCAAUGAAAGCUGAUGAAACCUCAGAGGUUCCCCACUGAGCAGAAAAUUCUGGGUACAGACACCAUAUAGGCAUGUGGCAGGCAUGCAGAGCCCUUGGGUGGGUUGAAUGUAUUCACAUGGAAGAAAAUUCAUGCAAACAAGCAACUUCCUCAACCACAUGGCAGCUUCUUGCUGCACCUUGCUGGAUUCUAUCGCAAUUCAUGGCAGCCAGGGUUACCAGCAGGUCCCCAUCGCCAACUCAGAUAGACCCCAUAAGGAGUCCCCAUAAGGUCCCACAUUAAAACCCUAUGGAUUAUAGGAAUCCUGGUGGAGUACCCCUUUCAUGUACGCACACACCAGUCUGCCCUUGUGUCAGAGCAGUAUGGGCAUCAGCCAUCACUGAGAACUUUUAAAUCACGAUUGGAUGGUUUUCUAAAAGCUCUGCUCUAGGAAUUACUUUGUGGCAGUUCUCUGGCCUGUAUUACCCAGGAGGUCUGACUAGAUGAUCACAAUGGUUCCCUUCUGGCCUUGGAAUCGAUGAAUCUAUGAAAAACCACAAAGAGGGUGGUUUUUGCUCUGGCUGGUGACCUGCAGCCGGGUCCUUCCUAAUACAUGCGGCUACUUUGAUUCCAAAAGAUGGUUUCGAGACCAAGAGUAACUCCUCGAGCCCAGAGCUUAGGGUAGUUUGUGAGGCUUGGGUCUGCAAUGGGGCUAGCUAGAGAGACAUCUCAAGGCGAGGGGGAGAUGGAUUAACUGUGGCUCUACACAUUAGGGACAGCUUGUGAUGUCAUGGCACUGCAGCACUCCUGCAUGAUGGGGUUAAGUCCAGGAGCUGGUGCUGAAGGCUGGACAUUGCUAGGGCCCUGGAUUUUGCAUUGGUAGAGCAGAGAGGUCCUCAUUCUGGGAAAUGGGGACAAUAGGGAAGAUCUGUCUUGAAAGCACCACCUUUUUGCAAGCAGACAAAUGCUUCCUCUGUUCCAUUUAUGGGGCACCACAGUGACACCCAGUGGCCAGAGAGGGUAAUGUUGGCGGGCAGUCCUAGGUUUCCCAAAGAUCGACAUUGUUCCUGUUUAAAGGUAGCUGGUUACGUUAAUUCCAUUCAUUCCCUUUGGGUGGAUCUGACCUGAGCCAUUUGUCUUAUUUAAAGCUGGCAGGUUAGAGUAAUGCCCGGUGCAUUGUGGGGAUCCCUGCUUCACAUUCAGAGACGUCAAUCCGGAUUUAGUCCGGCAGAAGUGAGAAUUGUCGUAAGCUACAGUCCCCCCAGCUGUCCACUUGGGAGUGCAUAUAAGUACAAGCGAUGUCGUUACACCCUGAGAUGGGCCUGGAGCUCUUGGGGGACCAGAACGAUGGUGAGAAAGCUGCAGCUUCCCCGGACACUCCCCAUCAGAAUGAAACACCCUCUGCCCAUCCCCCUCGCUCCCCAGAAAACCACUUGCAGGGGGAGCAAGAGGAGAGAAGAGAGAUGUGAAGAACAGAAGAAGCUGCCCAGCCCACUGGCACCGCUUGCUUUAGCGUCUUCUUCUCACCAUCUCCUGCUGCCCUUCACGCCCUUCCUCCGGAGUCCUCCAGCAUCCCAUCGAAGGUCUCUAUCGCCUUUCUUCAGACCCUUCACUCGCCUUCCCCAGUCACUUAUUCCCUCCUGCCCUGUCUGGGUGAGGGCUCUGCUCAAAGUCCCUGCUUCCCCCCCCCCCCCCCAAGAUUCCUCUGAGGUUUUGAAGCAGCGUGAAAAAGUCUCUCUUAGUUUGUCGAUCCUGUUCGCCAACUUCAAGCCUUAAGUCCCAGGGCCAGAUCCUUCAGCUGGUGUAAAUUGGCUCUGACUUCAGUGGAGCUGCACCCAUGGACUCCAGCUGAGAAUAGUGCCCUCUUUAUCCCUGGGGACUCCAUUGAGCUCUCUUCCCCUCUGUGCAAUGGAUGCUUUGAUCUUUGGUGGCACACAUUGCAUCCUCUCCAGCACUAUGUGGGGCAGCACCCAGUGUUGCCUGCUGAAGCUCAGAAGGUGUCUAACAUGCGUCGGGCACAGUAGCAGUAUUGCCACAACCUAGUGCCAACUACUGCAUGUGGCCCAAUGGGCAGAAUGAGGCGUUACUGUGUCCUGAGUGGUUUUGCUGUUCUGCUCUGCACAGGACGUAGGUUUUCAAUGAUUCCUCCCCCCGAGACUCCAUCUGCGUGCUGCUGGGUGACACACGCUCAGCUCGGAUCUUGUGGCCUGGUUCCUCUCUCCCAUAGACGAAUCCCUUUACACAUCUCAGCAACGAAGUGCAUUCGCCAACUCGGUGGCCUGCUCACCUCAGUGACUCAAAUCCCUCUGGAUCCCUGCGAUUUGCUCUGCCUCUGGUAUUAGGCUCCUCGGCGUGAUCUAAGCAUGCGCAGCAAAACAGGUCCAGUCUUUCUCUCCCUUACCCCUGUGCCGCUCGCUUUGAACUCAGCAGGAUUCUGUGUGGGGUAAUGGAGAGCAAAAUUGGGCUUGUGGCUGUAAGCGACGUCCCUAAGGCUUGACUCUCCCCCAGUCCCCGCCUGUGAAUCCAUUUGGGCUCCUCGUCUUGGCAGAUCUUUGGAUGUGAAUUGGCAAAGCUCCAUGCACUUUAGUGGAGCAGAGCUAGCGGGGGUUCCGGCUGAUUGGUCUUUCCCCCUUCACACUGGGACUCCUUUUGACUUACAGCUGCAUUGCCUCCAUCUUAGCAGCUGGAAGGAGCUGGGGUGUCAUGAGCCACCAGUGUGUGUCUCUCUCUCUCUUUCUGUAUUGCACACAGCAACACAACACCGUCAUAUCACUCCCAAGAAGUGUCUCUCUCUCCUCUUCUCUCUCUCCAAUACUCUCCCUGCCCCCCACCACAUACACCCCUUUCCUUUACCUCCCACCAGGUCUCUAGCUUUGGCAUUGCUGGGUAAGACGUGCCCAUUACGCUAACCCUCUCACCAUCUCCUCUUCCUAUCCUGCCCUGCUCUCGGUCUGGUUUCCCUUUGGCUCUCUCUGUAAGCCUAUACGGCCCUGUGGAACUGCACAGAUUGAACUCAGUAGCCGACGGUAUAUGUGCAACCCCCUCUUCCAUCCAAAACCCCCCACUUCGGCCCUCAAAGCCAAUGGACUCCCAUUUACAUCAAUGGGCUUUGACCACGUCCUUAGUGACCAGACAGCCCCAUUGUCCCCUGGACACGUCCUCCCAGGAGCUCCUGUUGGAGGUGCAUGCUCGGAGUCAAUUAUUUUAACAGCAAUGCAGGCGUGAAACUUGCUCUCCUACCUAUGUCCGCGGGGCCAGAUUCAGAUCUCAGUGACGCAGGGGUAACUCCACAGUCACUCCGUUGAUCUCAGUUGAGUUGCUUUGGAUUGUGACAUGUAGAAUGUGAUCUCCUGGUCUCUCUCCUAGCCUACCUUGCAUUAUGUUUCAUUCUCGGUCGCUUUACAGAACCAAACACCGCUUGUACCUUUUUCAUUUUGAAAAAAAAACAUUGUUUUUUUUUGAGGAGCUUAUUUUUUUAUUCUACUCCCAGUUGUUAUAUGUACGGUUCUCUCCUCCUUCGCCACUGCAUACAUAGGGGUCUGGGUUUCGUUUCUUUCUGAUUUUCCGUGUUUAUGUUCUGGACCAAUUGAGGAUCGUUUUUUAAAGGAAAAAGAAUCUGUUUUAAAUCGGUGUUUAUAAACAAAUAAACCCACUAGCAAUUGUC
Messenger RNA from Chrysemys picta bellii (western painted turtle), 5846 nucleotides. RefSeq names its product proline and arginine rich end leucine rich repeat protein (gene PRELP). The record is from RefSeq and is a predicted model, not a curated record. Gene Ontology annotation, cellular component: extracellular exosome. NCBI's taxonomy places the organism in Eukaryota, Metazoa, Chordata, Testudines, Emydidae. Gene Ontology annotation, molecular function: heparin binding; protein binding.